CCGUAGCUGGGGCGGACCCUUCCGGCGGCGGCGGCGAGGAUGGCGGCGGAGAACCACUGCGAUUUCCCGGGCCCCCCGGCCGGCGGCCCGGGAGGCCCGGGCGGGCCCUGCCGCCGGUGCGGCUCGGCGCCGCCCCCCGGCGCCGUGCCCGGCAAGUGGGUCCGGCUGAACGUGGGAGGCACCUGCUUCCUGACCACUCGGCAGACGCUCUGCAGGGACCCCAAGUCCUUCCUCUUCCGUCUCUGCCAGGCCGACCCCGACCUGGACUCGGACAAGGAUGAAACAGGUGCCUAUUUAAUAGACAGAGACCCGACCUACUUUGGGCCAGUGCUGAACUAUCUCAGACAUGGGAAACUGGUUAUUAACAAGGACCUAGCUGAGGAAGGUGUACUGGAAGAGGCUGAAUUCUACAAUAUCACAUCACUAAUAAAACUGGUAAAGGACAAAAUAAGAGAAAGAGACAGCAAAAUCUCACAGGUGCCAGUCAAACACGUGUACAGGGUGCUGCAGUGCCAGGAAGAGGAACUCACUCAAAUGGUCUCCACAAUGUCUGAUGGCUGGAAAUUUGAACAGGCAAUCAGAAGAAUAACAUUUUGGCAUUACUGCAUAAUGAGAAACUUUGGGCUAUGUAACAUUGCCACAUACAAAGGCUUUAGACAACAACAGCAUCUUGUCAGUAUAGGUUCCCAGUAUGGCUGUGGCCGGGCCCAGCAGUCAGAGUAUCUCCUGAUAGUGUCACGGGAAGUGAAAGGGGAAGAGAGAUGCUUCCAGAAAUGCUGCAGUGAGCUGGUCAGUAUUGGUUCUUCCUAUAACUAUGGCAAUGAAGAUCAGGCUGAAUUUCUGUGUGUUGUCUCGAAGGAAUUGCAUAACACUCCCUAUGGCACAACCAGUGAACCCAGUGAAAAAGCAAAGAUUUUGCAAGAACGAGGUUCCAGGAUGUGAAGACAGUAUUGAACAGUGAAGAUUUUUUCUCUUUUAUUCCAAGAUGCAGUGAAUUGUCACAUUGAAGAGGCUUGGCUGCAAAAGAAAAAAUCUGAUUUAGACAAUUUUCUGUUGAUCUGGGUUUCAACCAUUUUUGCCUAUAAGCUGGUGUCAACUGGCCGAAAGCGUUGCAAGAUUACUUAAUGGGAAUAGAUGGUGUGGGAGUGUGUUUUAAGUUUUGGUUGUAGUGCAUGGUUAUAAUGUCUUAUGGGCUGGCUGACACUGGCCAUUUGAAAAGAAAUGACCAUGCACUUAUAUUUUCCUCUGAGACAUGUAGCACUUAAUGCUUGGUGCUGGAUGACCCAAUGUUGAUCAGUUUGCAGAGAUUUUCCUACUAAUCAUUGUAAACAUUUAAAGGACAAUGCAAUUGGUGCUACACACACGUUACAGCCCACAAAUGCAAAUAUUUGGGCCUACAUUGUUUUGGAAUCAGUGACAGCCCUAGUUGACUGUCUUCUACUGCACAUUCCUUAUGGCUCUGUGACAUUCUGUUUCAUAAGAACAGCCUAGGAGAUCAACUGAAACUAGCAUGUAAAAAGUUACACAACAGACAAAAGGUUUCUGUAAAGGAAGGUUGUAUAUAUUGACUGUGGGUUUAUGGCAUAUGUUAAUACACAAAGGGAAGACUAAACUCUGAGAAAACGGCCUUCAUCUGAGUAAUUCUUGAUGUUCUUUCUGUCAAAUCAGUCUCCUCCUGCAAAAGUUAUGCUCCAGUCUUAGCCAGAUGUUUGGAAGGGGAAUCAAAAUUCACUUAAAAUGAACAACUGAACUUUCUUCCUUUUGAGAUAUUUGUAUUCAAAUGUGUUUGUACUUUUAAAAAUUCCUGUAAGUGUUGACCUCUAUGAAUUACAGUAGACAUUUUUCAAGAGCUGGAAGUUUUACAGAAAUAUGGUUGGUUAGUCCUAGAUCCCUAUCUCUGUGGCUGGGAUUAAAAUCAACCUAGAGCGUGAAGACAAGCUCAUGCAAUCGAAAUACUUAAUUACUUCAUACGUUCAAGAUACCUGUAAUCAAUCUUUCUAUACUGUUUCAACUAUGCAGUUAAAGAACACCGUUUGAAUACAUCUGGUGCGGCUUUAUUAGUUUGUCCUUGAUGAAGGCUAAUACACAAGACUGGAGCUUUUUAAUACACUAUGUUUUGAGCAAAAUCUUUCGCACAUCUUUAAAACACUUAAUGAUAUUGACGGUAUAAAACUCAGCUUCAUUGACUUACAUAGCUGAAAGCAGUGGAAGGGAGUUUCAAAAAGCUGUAAGAUUGUUUUGAAUUCUACAGACAUUUGUUUUCAUUCUCAGUAACAUCAGAAUUUAUGCAUAUACUCUUGGUAAUCCUUUACACAAAAGCCCGAUUGUCGAACACCCAGGGUCUACCUUUAUUUAUUUUUUUCCAAAAAAUAAUAAUAAUAAAUAAAAAAAAAGAUUAUACAUUGAUAAAAGUUUGGCAGGAACAAUUUGUAAAAACCAUUUCUACUAAGCUGGUUAAACAGUGGGCUAAAUGUUUUGUCCAUGCAACUAAUGCUUGAAAGGGUUUGUAAUGCAUUUUGCCACUUGGAUGUGGUCUGCACUGGAAGCUGCUGGCCCCUCCAAAACAACACACAAUGUUUGUCUUUUUUUAAAAUGUUAAAACUGAAUUGAAUUUACUAAAAAUGUAAUUGUGUAGGGAGCAAUGUUUAUACUUUUAUACUUUUUUAGGCACCCAUAUUUUAUCCGCUUAAAUUUAACACCCAAGUUUCCCCUAAAUAAUAACAGAUUAUCUUAUGUAUCUGAAAAUAAGCAUAGCUAUUGUCUGUGUUAAGUACAUAUUAAAACAUUUCCUCUGCUGCAGUAGUCACUGUGUUUUUAAACAGCAUGACUCCACCAUAUUUCCUGAGCUCUCUAGCUCUUGGAAUUGCAGCCAACUAGGUUUCUUGUUUUCUUGAUGUGCUUUACAGAGUAACGCAGCAUUGGCCUAACUGGAUUCUAAAGCCCAAAAUAUCUGUGUAAUGAUCCUUCUGAAUCUGUAUUUCUGUUGUUUCUCUUAUUUAACUCCUCCCAAAAUGAGUGUUUUGUUUCAUGAACUGAAAUUUUCAAGAAUGGCAGCAGUAAAGCAUAAGUAACAAACUGAGCAAAACCAGAACAAAUUUAGAGUAUGUAAAAGGGUGUUUUUUUCUAAGUAUGUUUUUUUCACUGGAGUUUUUUUCAGUUUAAAAACAUGCUUUUAUGGUGAGAUUACCUGCUAUCGAGUUUACAUUGUAUCCAUGUUGUAGCAAAUUUGGGGGAAAUGGGUGGUUAAUCAUUCUGCACUUUGUUUCCAAUACCUCACACAGAUUUUAAAACAAAACAAAACAAAAAAAGAACUUUAAUAGGUACCUUGUAAAUUAUUUUAUAUAUGCUAUUGUUUGAGACCACUUAACUACCUACUUUUCCGUUCUUGCUAUUGUCAUUGUUGCUUUAAUUUUUGUGAACAUCUGAGGCUUUGAGAUAGUUGGAAGUGCAAUUAUAUGCCUUUUUCGAGGCAUUAAGAAUCAUUCCCUCAAAAAGUUUGGUUUCUUUUUAUUUGACUCUUGUAACGUCAAAUAAAGUUAGCUAUAGUAACAAGGUAGUUGUAUUAGAGUCCAAUCUACAUCAAGUUUUGGAAACAUUGCUUCAUAUGUUAACAUCUUGCAGGUUGAGGUAAUGUACUGAUGUAGUUUAAACUGGAGUCCUUUGUCUGUGUCUUUGCUGUCAUUUGGGAACUAUUUACCUCAAGCGACCUGCCUAUGAUGAUGUAAAAGUGAUAUGUACACUGUGGGGUCUGUAAUUGAAAAGUUAAACUGCAAAAGCAUGAGUUGAACUCUGGAUUUUUACAGCUUAUCUUUAAAUCAAAACAGUACUCCAGGCUAGAAUUUAUAGAAUCAUUUCUAUGAUUCUAUGAAUUUAGGAUCCUGAGCAUAAAAAGAUUAUAGCAGAAGAAAAUAAUGCAGGAACGGAGAGGUACCAAAAUAAACAGUCAAUCAAGGUAAGCUCUCACGAAAAAAAUAAAAUUCUACGGAAGGUUUAGCUUUCUACACCUUCACUAUAUGCAUAUUCAGUGAAGUAGUUUGGCAUGUUGACCAUGGAAAACGAGGUUACUUUAGUAGAUCAUUAGAGGAUUUCUUAAAUGUCUGUCAUUUCUUAAAUGACAGACUUCUUGCAAAACUUGUGUAAAAACUGAAAAGUUCAAACUUACUGUAGCCAUUUCUUUCUUAAAGUUAGGAGACAGAUUGUUUGGACUUAAUUUAGACAAAAGUUGUUUUUUUUUUUUUUCUAUGGGAGACAACUGAUUUCUAUGUGAAGUGCUUUUGGAUUUCAGAAGGUGGCAAAUCAAGAGUUUAUAUGCAAUGAAGAAGCCAUUCUGAAGCUGCUAAGAUGUGAAUGUCACCUGGUUCAUAACUGUUCAAAAGUAUAGUCUGACUCAGCUCCCACAGUAAAUGAAAAAUAGCUUUUUUAAUGAAAGAUACAAGGUUACCUGGAAUUUUCUCCUACUUAUUAUGGAGUUAUUAAGGAGUCUGGGUAAUUGCAGUUUAUCUGUUAGUAACUUAAUUGUGUGUCGCAGGCUUGAUUGUAUUUAGAAGCUUAUAUUGAUUGUCUACUGAACUUUCAGUCCUCAGAAUCAUAUACUCAGAACAUUUGAAAAAAUGUUUUUUUUUCAAAUUUAGCUAGGUAUCUUGUAAUGAUACCAGUUCCUUUCAUCUUUCACCUUAGCUUUAGUAAAAGAUAUUCCUGAAAAAAAUUGAGCUCAAGAUUCCAUCUAAUUUUUUGUCUUCAGAUUUUCUUCAGACAGUAGCUGUGUAGCUCCAUUUCUAGCAAUGUUUAUGAACAGUCAUGAUUGAUUAGGAAUGGUAUUAUUUCCUGAAGAUACCAGAAUUGAAUCAAUCUCCUCCUUCUCUGAGAGAGUUUUUUUCAGGAGAAAAAUGUAAAUUUCUAGCGGAUUAAACAAAAGAAUAUGCAAUUGUAGGCCUGUAUAGGGAACCAGUGUGUUGAGUGGGAUGAUGGUAUUUUCAGAGUUCAGAAUUGUCAGAACAGAACACUGCAUUCUCUGAACAUCUGUUGAGGUUGUUGGAAGUUGUUGAUCUCUUUUUGAGCAGUAUCACCAACAAAUUAACACACACAUUAAUAACAAAUUAUCAUUUUAUUGGUAUUAUAAAAAUGAACUUACAACGCAAAAAUGCAGAAAUGUGUGAAUGAAUGCAAUUAUAUAGAAAAUGGAUUAUAAUGUGUACUGUCCAAUCAUUCAGGUAUACUGGAGUACAUUCCUCGAAAAGUAAUGAGAGAACAGCGAAAUACUGGGCUUUUCAUGGAGAUCAAAGUAAAGUGAAAAAAAUAGUCUGAAGAUGAAGUGUGGCAUUUUGUUCACUUAAAAUGUGAUAAAAUCAAAGUGUCGUUCUCCUCCUAUUUUAUUCUCUCCUUCCACAUCAAAAAUCUCUUUCAAGUUUUUCAAAUUAACUUCUUCAAUCAGCCAUGAAAGGUGGGGCCCUUGAAAAAGACAUGGGAUUUUGCUUUGCCUUUAACAGUACCUGCUAGCUCAGGACAGUGAAGUGUCUUCUAACACAGACAUUUUGAAAUAUAUAGUCUGAGGAUGCUGUCUGUUUGCUUCAUUAUAGUUUAUACUGUAGUUAUUUCUAGCUUUAAGUACGAUCUCAGGAAAUUACCUGGGUUUGCAUGUAGGAUUAUUGAAUCUUAAAAUAGCAAAAAUAUUCCAUUAAAAAAUGCGGACACCUGUCUGAACUCAGUGUAUUACAACUUCUCUUUCUUUUGGUUCACAACAAGCGGUAGCUGUCUUUAAGGGCUUCUUACUAAACUGAAGCUCUAAAGGGCUAAAUAGAUCUUCUUUUAUUGCUCAGUUUGCCUAAGUGAAGGAGCUCUUUUCAGUGCGGAAAUGUUAAGGGCUAAAAUACUUUCCAGGGUUAAUUUGAGGUUCCAGGAAAAAAAAAACUUCUAAAAGGCAGAUAGGUUUUUUUUCUUCUAACAGAUGCUACAAUCAUUUUUAGAAACUGCAGAUAUAACCAAUUGCAGAUAUAAGUGUGUUCCUAUCUUGCUUGAAAUUUCAAUACGCAACUUGGUAAGGAGUACAGCAGAGAAGACGGCACAUUUGCCCACCACUUCGUUAUUGCCUAUGUUGAAAUUUAACAACUUUUGUGAAUAGAACUGGCAAUAGAGAGGCUUUGAGGAAAAUUCUAUGACAGGAAAUUCUUGCUGAAUAUUUCAUUACAACUUAGCAGUCCUUUACUUUUGCGAAGUCUACCAAGGCAUAAACUUCUGGAAUUUUCAGUUUAUAAAAUACCGCUGCAUAUAUAUAUAUAUAUAUAUAUAUAUAUAUAUAUAUAUAGCCUUCUGGGUUCUUCCCAGAUGUUGUGUGUUAAUAACUAUUAUAACCAGAGAAAAUUACUUGAAGUUAUUUUGAUCCCUUCGGGGUGGCUGUGGCAGGAGAAAGUUCUGUAAGAGUAUUCUCCUUGCUGUAGAAAGCUGAGCCUAAGUUUUGACCCACCGGGAAAUUGAGACUUCCAGGCCUGGUCAUCUGAAAUAUAAGAGCUGAUACAUCUAUGUACCUGAUUCUUGCUCCUUUUGAAGAUUUUCCAAAAGUGUAUGCACAGUUUUACUGAAACUUAAAUUGGCCGAUGUAUGCUUGCUAGGAUGAAGCAAGUGCCAAGAUGUUGUAAAAGAAAUGUUGCCAAGCUGUCUUCUUCGGACCAAGAUCACCAAACUGAACAAGUAUCAAAUGGCAACUAUUUCUACUCGCUUUUGUACUGAGCCUCAUCUGAGCCUGGCUAUGACAAAUCUGUAAAUCUAUUUCCUAUAGACUGUCUCGGCCCACCUACCUAAUUCAUGAGGUUGUUUUGUUUUUGUUUGUUUGAAAUUACUGGUCUCACAAUUACUUGUGCAUCAGCUGUGUUGCUAUCCAAGUGGCCAUACUUCCAACAUGUUAUUUCCUGGAUAGUGGAUUAGCAAUAACACUUUAUUUUGUGCCAAUUCAUUAUCUCUGAAGUGUUCUUACUGCAGCAGAGUUUGACUUUUUGAUUUGGUUUUAAUGUUUUUGCAUUAGCCAAAACUCUUAGCACAGACAUGGACAAAAAAAUGAAUCCAAGGAGUUUCCCUGGAUAAAAAAAUCUGCUAGGGCUUCCCAAAACAUCUGAAGUUUCUUACAGUUAGCCAUCAUUUUUAAAACAAAGACACAAUUAAAAUGUGUGUGGGUAUUUUUUUAACCUCCUUUUCAUAACACUAGCAUAUUGUAAACUGCAUGAAAUAAAAUUGUUUUUUCCCUUUUAAA
Cygnus atratus (black swan) is the source of this 7240-nucleotide messenger RNA. Its product is annotated as BTB/POZ domain-containing protein KCTD5. Gene Ontology annotation, biological process: protein homooligomerization; proteasome-mediated ubiquitin-dependent protein catabolic process. Gene Ontology annotation, molecular function: cullin family protein binding. Bases 40 to 942 code for a protein of 300 amino acids. Gene Ontology annotation, cellular component: cytoplasm; Cul3-RING ubiquitin ligase complex. Lineage: Eukaryota; Metazoa; Chordata; Aves; Anseriformes; Anatidae. The record is from RefSeq and is a predicted model, not a curated record. The transcript has 8 exons.